This is a messenger RNA of Cavia porcellus (domestic guinea pig), 2362 nucleotides long. It is a transcript of the gene Hdac11, whose product is annotated as histone deacetylase 11. The record is from RefSeq and is a predicted model, not a curated record. Gene Ontology annotation, molecular function: histone deacetylase activity. Bases 173 to 1234 code for a protein of 353 amino acids. Gene Ontology annotation, cellular component: histone deacetylase complex. The transcript has 10 exons. NCBI's taxonomy places the organism in Eukaryota, Metazoa, Chordata, Mammalia, Rodentia, Caviidae.
GCGGGAAAGGGGGAGCCUGCGCUGGCGGGCGGAGCUCCGCCCCCAGUGGAGGCGGCCGGGGCGGGGGCGUGUCCGGGGAGGGGAGGGCCGCCCGGCCCAAGCACAUCCCGGCCCAAUCCCCGCCCCGCCCAGUCGCCGAGCUGCAGCCAGCGCCAGGAGGUCCGGCCCCGGGAUGCCACACGCCACCCAGCUGUACCAGCAUGUGCCAGAAACUCGUUGGCCCAUCGUGUAUUCACCCCGCUACAAUAUCACCUUCAUGGGCCUGGAGAAGCUGCACCCCUUCGACGCUGGCAAAUGGGGCAAGGUGAUCAGUUUCCUAAAAGGCUGCUUUGUGCUUGCAGAAGAGAAGCUGCUGUCAGAUGGCAUGUUGGUGGAGGCGCGGGAGGCCUCGGAUGACGACCUGCUGGUAGUGCACACCAGGCGGUAUCUCAAUGAACUGAAGUGGUCCUUCGUCGUCGCCACCAUCACAGAAAUACCCCCUGUCAUCUUCCUCCCCAACUUCCUGGUGCAGAGGAAGGUGCUGCGGCCCCUCCGGACCCAGACUGGAGGAACCAUUAUGGCAGGGAAGCUGGCUGUGGAACGAGGCUGGGCCAUCAAUGUGGGGGGUGGCUUCCACCACUGCUCCAGUGACCGGGGCGGGGGCUUCUGUGCCUAUGCUGACAUCACGCUGGCCAUCAAGUUCCUGUUCGAGCGAAUGGAAGGCAUCUCAAGGGCCACCAUCAUUGAUCUUGACGCCCAUCAGGGCAAUGGGCACGAGAGAGACUUCAUGGGUGACAAACGCGUGUACAUCAUGGAUGUCUACAACCGCCACAUCUACCCUGGGGACCGCUUUGCCAAGCAAGCCAUCAGGCGGAAGGUGGAGCUGGAGUGGGGCACAGAGGAUGAGGAGUACCUGAGCAAAGUGGAGAGGAACGUGGAGAGAGCCCUCCAGGAGCACCUACCUGACGUGGUGGUGUACAACGCCGGCACCGACAUCCUGGAGGGGGACCGCCUCGGGGGACUGUCAAUCAGCCCUGGGGGCAUUGUGAAGCGGGAUGAGGUGGUAUUCCGCUUGGUCCGGGCUCACCAGAUCCCCAUCCUCAUGGUGACCUCAGGCGGGUACCAGAAGCGCACAGCCCGCAUCAUUGCAGACUCCAUCCUCAAUUUGCAUGACCUGGGGCUCAUCGGCCUAGAGUCACCCAGCCUGUCGGCACAGAGCUCAGACACUCCUCUGCUCCCACCUGCGGUUCCCUGACCCCUGCUGCCCAGCUAGGUGUCCCCUGCCUGCCUCUGGGCCCAGCCCGCCGCCCACCUUUGUGCUUUUCCUUCUCUAACCUUCUGGCCAGGAGGUGGCCACCAGUGACAGGUGGGAAGGGCAGGACCAUCCCAGGGAAGACCCCACACAGGUAGGGGAGGCAGGGAAUUCAUGAGCUUGGAGGUGCAGGUGGCUUGGGGCUGCAGGGAGGUGGCCAGGUGCUGGUGUCCAGGUCCAUGGGAAAUGGAGGAGUGUCCUACUGUCCCUGUGGGCCUUAGUUAUGGGAGGAACCUAUGGUGCUAGGUGUCGGGGCCCAGGGCAGUUGCAGUGGGCUCUCCCAUCUGGGGUUCUGUCUUAAUAAAGCGAGGUCUCAGUCUGCUUCCCCAGCACAUCUAAAGGUUGAGAAUGGGGAGGCAGUGCCCCGCUUGGAGUUGUCUCCCCUAUUCAUUAUGGGGCAAGUUUGCAGGAAGGAAUCCUCAGAUCAGAAAUGGGGACCAGCCCUGGAGCCUCAAGGGUCUCCUGGCCUGGGGGAACAGGAGAGAACAAUGGGGCUUCAGCAGGCAGUGCAAGGGGGCCAGGCAGGGCUCCCUGGAUAUUGGUGAAGGAGACAGCUGGCUGGGACAGCCCCAGGAACGGGCAGAGGGCACGGUCUGUGCUGCCCCCAUGUCUCCCUUUCCACAGCCUUUCCCCCAUCUCUCCUCUAAAGGUGACACUGAGGAAGCUGGCCGAAGAGCCACCCUUCCAGGCAGUGGCUGUCAUGUGGACCCAAGGUGGAGGGACAGAGAGGGCGAGGUCUGAAUGUCACACACUGUCCACCUGCUGACCCCUGGCCUGGACUCACGGCACUAACAAUGCACUUUGGCAUAGCUGCCCUUGCUGUGGUCUCUCUUUGUCUGACUCAAGGUCCCUAACAGCCAUUCAUGCCCAGUGCAAGCCUGACACCCCUAGUGCUGGGAUUGGACACAGCUUGUCCCGAGGUGCCGCUGUCCUAGAGAAGCCUAAAAACUGUGAUAAGACUGGCUGCUGUGUGUUCUGGAGGGAAGAGACCCUGCCUCCCAAGGAUGAGAGGAAAUAAAGAUUUAAUAUUCAAGCAGCAGAACACCCUGCUCGGGGUUGCUGCCUAGUAAA